ACGAAAGACAGGCUCGAAAGGCACGCAAUCCACACAGAGAGAGCGACAGCGAGCAUACGGACGGAAGGUACACUGCAUACUGGACGGGGACAGAGACUACUUUCAUCCGCAUAGCGGAGAACAGCAAAGCUCGUAGUGAUCCUUCCGGAGGUCGUAACGCGUGAAGCAGUUGCAGAGCAGAUGCGAUGAUUGCGGUUACUAGCAGGAGUAGCUCCCUGGGGCAUCACAAUCGACAUCUCCAUAGCCAUCAGCAUCCGGAGCACCAGCAGCAGCAGACGUACCAGCACCACCCGCAAGGCCGUGCGGCUGAAACAUCAGUCGGGAGGGAAGCUCGUACUACUACCGCGGACGAGAAAAAUCCCAUUGCCGGCGAAAUCGAGGAGCAGCAGAGGAGGGACGAAACUAAGCCGGAGCUUACUGCGCUUCAUAAUACCAUGAAAGAAGAGCUUGUCUUCCCGGAGACUCAGGCGGCUUCGCCGAUCGCGUCGCCGCCAACUCAGGCCCCCAAACGACGCGAGUUGUCGCAUGCGACAUCGUCGCUGCAAAAUCCGCAGGCGACGUGUGGCGACGGCGGAAACAACAGCGGCGAUGACGGCGACGCCAGCGGCGGCCCGCGCUACCGCGGCGUGCGACAGCGGCGCUGGGGCCGGUGGGUUACCGAGAUCCGAGAGCCGGUGCACGGAAAUCGCAUCUGGCUCGGCAGCUACAAUAGCGCGGAAGAGGCGGCGCGCGUCUACGAUAUGGCGGCGCGCUUACUGCGCGGCCGCUCCGCCAAGCUCAACUUCCCCGGGGAGCGCCCGGCCCCCGUGGCGCUGCCACGUGGCACCGCGGAAGCGCUGCUCCGCGCGAGCAAAGAGGCGGCGGUUAAGCUGCAGUUGGGGGUCGAGGGCGGCGGCGGCGGUGGGUGCGGCGGGCAGACGCAGAUCCGCGUGGAAUCGGGAGUAAACUUGAGCGGACGAGGCGGGGAGCAAGGAGGCGACGGCGGCGACGGGGGCAGUUUGAGGAGAAACGUCGCGCCGAUGAACGUGGAUCAUGCGCGUACUCUUACCCCGACGCCUAAUUCUACUCCUACUCCUACUGCUACUGCUACUCCUAGCAGCACCAGCCAGCAGCGCGUUUCGGCUGCGUGCAGCUCGCCUGACCCCUGCGGCAGCAGCGACGACGACACCAGCACCGGCAGCGCGGCAGAGCAGAGCAGCGCCGCCAAGAGAAAGCGUCACCAACCGUUCGGCGCCGCCGCCGCCACCGCCGCCGAAGCCACCGCCGCUGCUGGUGCUGGUGGGGCAGACUCCGAGUCAUGGCGGCGCCCGUGGAAGCGCGCUGCAUCGGCAGAGGCGGCUCUGGAGCACUGCGACUCGGACGCAGAGGCGCUCAUGGCGAGUCGCAGCCGGGACUUACGAGCCUCAGGAUCCGGCACGCGCUCGCCAUAUACCACCGCCGCAGGUGGUGGUGGUGCAGCUUCAUGGGUGCACCAUCACGGUGCGGCGGCCAUUGUGGCAGCAGUGGCGUCGCAGCAGCAUCCCUCGCCGCCUGCCUCCGCCCUGGCUGGCACGGCAUGGCUGAGAGGAGGCGCCAGGCUUCCUCCUGCUGCUACAGCUUCGUCGGCACCGACUACCCCUGCUGGAGGCAUGGCGUGGACGGCAGCCGAGAGCAUAAGGCGCCUGACAGCGUCGCCAUCGCUGACGCCGGCGCCGGCGCCGGUGCCGAUGUCUCCGCUUCGCAUUGGCCCACCACGCACCGCCGCAGGCGCAGCUGCAGCGGCGGCAGCAGCAGCCGCCUUUGGUGGUGCUGACGUUGCCGCGUCUCUCUCUAUCUCCGCCUCAUCUUCCUCCCUCGGGUGCUCUGAACCCGCCGGGAUGCCAACUGAGGAUGCAGUAGCAUCUGCGACUGCCACAGCUACUGCGGCCGCAGGUUCUGCUGGAGUGGCCACUGCUAGACCCCCGAUUAAGCGAGCGCUUCAGUCGUCCCUCUCGCUGCCUGCGUCGCGCCACCACCCUGCUCCUCUGUCGUCUGAGCACGUCCCUGUAAAGCAGAGCCUAUCACACUUCCUUCACCGAUCGGCGCAGCAGCAGCAGCACAAGUGGCUGCAGCAGCACCAGCAGCAGCAGCACAAGUGGCUGCAGCAGCAGCAGCAGCGAGAGCAGCAGCAGGCGCAGCGUUGGGAGGUGCCAGACGAGGCUUCCCCACACCCCCUCCCAGGACAAAUGGCGGCACAGCAGCACGUUGCUGCUGCUACCACUGCUACCACUGCUACCACUCAACGUGGUCAGCUGCCUGCCUGCGCCGCCUCUCCCUCUGCUACCGCGCGUGCCAGCUCCCCGUCUGCUGCUGCGCGUGCCAACUCCCCCUGCAGGCACGGCGCCCUCCCUCCCGCCACAGUGGCCGCGUUCCUGUCCGCGUCUUCCUACUCCUUCACUUCCUCAUCUCACCCUGUUACAGCUGCUGUGGCUGCCGCGGCAGCAGCAAUAACGGCUGCAGUUGCAGCAGGCGCGCCAACAGUUGACCCGCACUCAGCAACCACAGCGACCACAGCAGUAGCACCAGCUGCUGCUGCAGCAGCAGCAGCGGCGGCGGCAGAAACAGCGGCAGCAGCAGGAGCUGCGGGCACGAUCUCUUCUGCUGCCGCGUCUCUCUCUGCCACCCUUGCUGGUACGCAGGAGGGACCGGCGAGCGAGAAGGCGCGCGCGCAGAGGCAACAGCAGCAGCAGCAGAGUAUCAGCUGUUUGCAGAGGAGCAUCAGCAGGUGCAUGGAAAGCGGCAGGGAGGGGCGCCUGAGAGACGGCCUGGGUGCUCUUGACAGCACGCUCCGGCUCUCACUCCCCCCUCUGUCUAGGAAUACCAAGCCGAUCCCCUCUGCAGCUGCUGCUGACACUCCCGAUUCCGCCAGAACUGCUGUGCCUUUCCCUGCCGGUGCUCCCUCUGCUGCUACUGCUGCUGCUGAUUUUCUCACUGCGAUCCCUGCUCCAGCUACUGCUGGUUACCAAUUCAUGGAAAUUGAUCGCAUGGACAAUGGGAUUGUUGGGAAAGAGGAGGUAGGGGAUGCAGAAAAGGAAGAGGAGGAAGAGGAGGCACAGGCGGCAGAGGAGGCAGAGGAGGCGAGCUGGGGAGAGUGCCUGGUGGCGGCUGCAGCUGCCGAAGCAGCGGCGGUGACUCAAGCAGCAGAAGCGGCGGCUUCUGCAGAAAUGACAGCAAGCCCACCAGCGACAGCUGCAGCACCAACAAAAAAAUCAGCACCCGCAGCAGCACCCGCAGCAGCACCAGCGGCAAGUGCGGUGGCAGCAGCGGCGAUGGCAGUGCCACUAGCAGCAGCAACAGCAGCAGAGGCACCAUUGGAAGCAGCAGUGACAGGAGCAGGGGAAGGAGGUGGUACUGGGGGGGGCGAUGAAGAGGACAUGCAAUCACUCCUCCUCCCUCUCCUUUUCACAUCUGAGACGCGCCGUGGGGCGGUGCUAGUGCCAGGCGUGCUGAUCUCCCCCAUGCAGCUGAGCUUUUUAGGGGACUGGGGGGUAGGCGUCACUGGGACACCCGGGCAUUAUGCAACCAUGACGCAUAAUAAUGGGUGGGACAUGAGGACGGGUAUGGGAAGGCAUACUGGUGCAACAGAGGCCCAGCAUUUGCCUACUGAAGGCUUGCCUGCCUCAAAUGACAUGGCGCUCUUUUCUUCUUGUGCUGCUGGUGCACCUGUUACCCCUGCUGUUGCUGCUGCUGGAGUUGUUGAUGGUGCGACUGGCACUGCUUCAGUGGGCACAGCGACAAACGACGCAGCCAUGGAAGGAGAUAGGGAUGAGGUGUGGAGCCUGCAAGGGGUCUUUGAUUUGGAUGCUAUUCUUAACCACAUGGAGGAUGCUGGGUCCCCAAGAAGCGACGGAUCUAACAGAGGGACAAGCAGAGAGCUAGAAGAAUCAAGGAGCACCUAAGGGUUUCGGGUUUGGGGCAUAGAUAUAGUAAGUGUUGCCAGUUCAUUAUUUCAUUCAUUCACAUAGAUUUUUUUUCCCAUUUUCCAAUAAGCCUAUUCGUUCGUUUUUUCAUGUAACGUGCGACUCCUUUACUUUGUAAUAAGAUAUUCAUUAUCUA
Closterium sp. NIES-67 is the source of this 4074-nucleotide messenger RNA. The record is from the annotation of a GenBank genome assembly. NCBI's taxonomy places the organism in Eukaryota, Viridiplantae, Streptophyta, Zygnematophyceae, Desmidiales, Closteriaceae.